AAAACCCAUUCGCAAAACUAGACUGUGCAGGACACUACCAGCACAUUAACACUACUCAAAGAAGUAAUGAAACUAUGAUGUCAUGACAGAGAAGAAAUAAUCAGUUUGUUUGUAACCUGCACUGCAUUCGCAGAGCCAUACCUUCAUGUGACACGUGGGGCAAUAAGUAACACAUUUUUAUCAAAGGGGAACGACCAUCUAUGACACUGGAGUUUGAACUCAACUAUAUAAGGAAUACUUCAGAUGAACCAUCGGUCUUCGGGCAAGUUGCCAGUCUUGGGCAUGGAUGAAAUGUUGAAACUGAAGAGAUCUCUCAUGUUGCUAUCUAUCUCUUACAUUCCAGAAACCAUGUCAUUGCAUCGUAUGUGUGGAAUAUUUGUAUUCCUCAGUGUAUGUCUGAUUUCCUUCACAUCACCUUGUAAUGGAGGAAAAAUUCUGGUGUUCCCUGUGGACGGCAGCCACUGGAUAAAUAUGAAGAUCCUGCUGGAAGAACUUCAUGCCAAGGGACACAGCAUCACUUUGAUAAGGUCCUCCUCCAGCUGGUACAUCUCAGAAAAGUCUCCCCUCUACAAAUCCAUUAACAUUGAAAUGGAUACAGGUUUCGAGAGCUUCUUUGAGGUGUACCUACAGGAGCAUAUGAGGGCGCAGAGAGAGGGGGCUUCAGCACUUACUUUCUUCAAACUCACCAAGGAUUUCAUGUCUAUGAUUUCUCAGGCUCAUUCAUUGUGGGCUGAUGCCCUCACUCGAUUCUUUGAUGAUGAAAAUUUGGUCAAAAGCUUAAAGGAUUCCCAAUUUGAUCUUGUUCUCACUGACCCAGCUAUAGCACCAGGGGUCGUAAUAGCCAAGUAUCUUAAACUGCCCAUGGUACUUAAUGUUCGCUGGAUCACCAGCGGUGAAGGCCACUUUGCGAUAGCCCCUUCACCAGUCUCUUAUAUCCCAGUGCCAGGAUCGGGCUUAACGGACAAAAUGAAUUUCAUCCAAAGGGUCAAGAACAUUCUUUUCUACGGCAUUGUAGUAUUCCAGCAGGAAUUCAUGGUGGGGCCGAGCUAUGAUGCCAUCUGUGAUAAAUACAUCCAGGGUGGAUGUGACAUCAUCUCGCUACUUCAGGAAGCAGAUAUUUGGCUGUUCCGGUCAGAUUUUGUUUUUGAAUUCCCUCGGCCCACAAUGCCAAAUGUUAUCUACAUAGGAGGGUUCCAGUGCAAACCAGCUCAACCUCUGCCAGCAGACCUGGAGGAGUUUGUUCAGAGUGCGGGGGAGCACGGAGUUAUCAUCAUGACUCUGGGAACUUUGGUCAACGCUUUGCCCAAAGAGGUUGCAGAUGAAAUCGCCAGUGUCUUUGCCAAGAUGCCUCACAAGGUGAUUUGGAGGCACAAGGGGGAGCGUCCCUCUACUUUGGGAAACAACACCAUGAUAGUGGACUGGAUGCCACAGAAGGACCUCCUGGGCCACCCGCAGACCAAAGUCUUUGUAGCUCAUGGAGGAACCAACGGAGUCCAGGAGGCCAUUUACCACGGGGUCCCUGUGCUCGGUAUACCCUUGUUCUUUGACCAGUAUGACAACCUUUUACGUCUGCAGGAGAGAGGUGCCGGAAAGAUCAUUCAGCUAGCUGAUGUUAACGGCCAAAGUUUUGAGCAAGGUAUUCACGAAGUGCUCUAUCACGACAGCUACAGACAGAACAUGCAAAGACUCUCACGUUUGCACAGAGAUCAGCCGAUGACACCCAUGGAUCAGGCCAUCUUCUGGGUGGAAUAUGUGAUGCGCCAUAAAGGGGCUCCUCAUCUGCGUACAGAGGCCUAUAAGAUGCGUUGGUAUGCAUACUACUGUUUAGAUGUACUGCUACUAUUGCUGACUGCAGCAACUGUACUGUUUAUUUCUACUUUGGCCAUUUUCAGGUUUCUAUGCUGCAGAGCUAUAAUAAUGACCAAAACCAAACAACACUGAUUAAGGUGAAAUUGGUUCAGAAAUAUGCUACAAUGAGUUCUCUAAAGCAUUAUAUUUGGACAAAAACAUACAUCUUAUGAUAUCUCUUUUGUAUUGUUUUAGUAUUUCUUAAGUAAAAUUACUAUUAAUCUGUUGAUUUAGCCAUGUUAAACAAUACAGUAGCUAAAGAAAUGUCACCCCUUUAUGUUUCUAAAAUAAUUGUCAAAUGUAUUUGGAUAGAUUAAGAUUUAUAUUGCAUAAUACCCAUGAAUAAUUUGUGAUAGUCUGAUCUUGGGAGAGUAAUUUGGCAAGUGUAUACAUUCUCUCUCUCUCUAUUUGUGUCUGUUUAUCAGAGGUGACAUUUACCGAGGUUGCACUUAUCUGACUAGAUUGAUGUGUUCAUAUUCAGGCUGUUCUCAUGAACCAUUCAUACAUAUAGCUAUGAAAAGUAAUGCACUGUAAUUCAUAUGUAUUUCACAUAUUAUGCACCACAUUGACUGCUGCUGUAUAAGGCCGCGAAGAUCCAUCUAUGGAGGAGGUUGAGGUGGAAGGGUGGGUCCUAAAACAAGGAGCUUUCAAGCAGGGGAGGGGAGUUUGUGUGCUGGAAAAAGUUAAGGGAAAAACACAAGACUUUUACCCAAGAAACGGGUGUUCAUGUACCAGAAGUACUACUUAAGGGGGGCCAGUGUUUUAACUCAAAACAAUCUUUUUUCUAAUCCUAACUAGUUGUUUUGGUGCCUAAACUUAACUGUCGUCGCAGGACAGUCACCUCCUGUCACCUCCUGUCACCUCCUGUCACCUCCUGUCAACUGUAACUUCACGGUGCUCUAUAUCCGGCUCACAGGCCAGCAGUCGACGUAAUUUCGUAGGAUAUCAUACAGAUUGUUAUGCAUAGGUUUUUGUACGAUAUCAUACGAAACCCUUCAUGAGAAUAAGUUUCCAUAAAGGGACACUAUGUCAUUUUCCAAUGGACUUUCCCGCAAAUGUAUUUACUUUCACAUAAUGGACAACAGUCCACCAAGUCAUGAUUAAUUUUUUUUGACAUUUUUACUUUGGUCUGUGAUCUUUCCAACAGAUAAUGAAUAACUUGGGUGUACCUUUGUCCAUCCUCAGAGCCUUCAAAAGGCAAAACCAAUGUUCAACCUAAUUUUCUUUUGCUGCUCUUCAACGGCUACCACGACACUCCAUUAUCCUUGACGUUUGACUAUAGUAAGUAGCACUGCACCCAGAGUGGAUUUUUUGCCUUCACCUGAGACUUAAGGGUAAAACAGAAGUAAUGUGACAUAGUCACACUGAAAAGUCAGUUGUAACAGAGGCAAUAGUGAAACCAGCUAUUACCCAAUAUUUGAGCUUUAAUAGAGAAGGUUCUUAAAAUUAUUUUUUUUAACUUUAUUUUUUUAUUUUGUUAUUUAAACUGCAUUAGCCUAAACUAUUUUUCACACAGGUCUUACAAUAUCAAAUAUAUUUUCAAAGUUGGUCCAAGUAAUAGUCAGUAGGUGAUUUGCAAAUAUUCAACAGGGGGGAUGUUCAUCCACAUGAAUGACUCUUUUAGUUCUCCAUCCAUCCAUCGUCCACUUCCUUUUCCCGAGCCACAUUAACCAGCUCUGACUGGGGGAUCCCAAGGUGUUCCCAGGCCAG
This is a messenger RNA of Perca fluviatilis (European perch), 3558 nucleotides long. RefSeq names its product UDP glucuronosyltransferase 5 family, polypeptide D1 (gene ugt5d1). The record is from RefSeq and is a predicted model, not a curated record. Gene Ontology annotation, molecular function: UDP-glycosyltransferase activity. The transcript is spliced from 4 exons. The coding region runs from base 244 to 1941 and encodes 565 amino acids. NCBI's taxonomy places the organism in Eukaryota, Metazoa, Chordata, Actinopteri, Perciformes, Percidae.